AUGUGUAUUGUAGCAAAGGAUCGUGAAAUGCAGGAGAAGCAGGAGAAAGAAUUUUGUCUAGUUAACAAGGAGUACCUGGCUGAUGAACCUUUCCGAGACAUUCCAAAUCUACAGGCAAAGCUUGAUCAGCUGAAGGACAUGUUUAUGGGAUAUGAUACCACACGCACAGGAGAAAUUGAUUAUCCAACAAUGAGCAGGAUACUGCAGGAGUUUGGGGUUUUCCAAAGCCCCUUGGAGCUCAAGGCGCUGGUCCAGGAAAUCACAGGGAACACAGGCAGCACUGUCCCUUACAAGGACUUCACUAUGGUUAUGCUGGGCCGCAGAUCCACCAUGUGCCAACGGAUCAUGCACUACAAUGGGAAAGGAGGAGGAGCCGUGAAGAGGCCCAGCCUGAUGAAUGCUGGCCCCUACAUAACCUACUUGGAAUGCACUCUCUCCGGAGUCCCCUCUCCUCUUACCACUCUCCCACCACCACCUCCCCCAUCUCCAGCUGAUGGCUGCUCUGAAACCUAG
This is a messenger RNA of Emys orbicularis (European pond turtle), 513 nucleotides long. RefSeq names its product allograft inflammatory factor 1-like. The record is from RefSeq and is a predicted model, not a curated record. Gene Ontology annotation, biological process: ruffle assembly; actin filament bundle assembly. Bases 1 to 513 code for a protein of 170 amino acids. Lineage: Eukaryota; Metazoa; Chordata; Testudines; Emydidae. Gene Ontology annotation, cellular component: actin filament; ruffle membrane. The transcript has 5 exons. Gene Ontology annotation, molecular function: actin filament binding; calcium ion binding.